Panicum hallii is the source of this 676-nucleotide messenger RNA. RefSeq lists its product as uncharacterized. The transcript is spliced from 2 exons. The coding region runs from base 127 to 540 and encodes 137 amino acids. Lineage: Eukaryota; Viridiplantae; Streptophyta; Magnoliopsida; Poales; Poaceae. The record is from RefSeq and is a predicted model, not a curated record.
GCAAAUCUUUCUGUGGCUGCAGGUCACCGCAGCAAAAUGACAAAAAAGCAGAGCAACAGAUCCAUUUCCGCACAUUCCUAGUACUCGAGGCCACUGCUCUUCUCCAUUCGCAUCAAGCUUGUCGCCAUGGUUGCCAUCUCCCCCCACCUCACCGCGACCCUUCCGUUUCUGCCGACUCUGCGGCCUCGUCCUCGCCGGCUUCCGCCGGACGCCUUCGCGGCCUCCGUGUCCCCUCACCGAACCGCCGUCGUCGCCCUCCACGGCUCCAGGCAUUGCAAUCCUUUAGCAAGAAGAUUUCAUGGGUUUGAGAAUACAAUAAGCUUCUGGACGGAGCACAAUAAGCAAGCUCUAUUUGCCUCAGGCAGGGAUUCUCCAAGCACAAAACAGAGCAACUCCAGUGGUGAUAGCUCGAGUUCUCCAGAUGGCCCACCUGUCCUGACUAUUCUGGCAGGUGUCAUUGUGUUCCUUCUUGUCCUUUGGGUGACUGGAUCGAUCGUUACCUGGAUUGUGGGUUUGGUCUUUGUCGCUGCGAAAUCUUAGAAGCUCCGUUUGAGGGUAGCUAAGAACCUUUUCUGUUGUAUAUACUUUGCUUGUGCUGUAAUUUCUUGCUGAAGCCUUGAAAAAAUUGCAUCUGUCUGGUAUGUUUUUAUGACAAGUCAUGCAUCAUAUUCUUGUU